Monodelphis domestica (gray short-tailed opossum) is the source of this 5623-nucleotide messenger RNA. Lineage: Eukaryota; Metazoa; Chordata; Mammalia; Didelphimorphia; Didelphidae. The record is from RefSeq and is a predicted model, not a curated record.
GGCGGGAGCGCGCGCGCGCGGCGGCCACGCGCUGGGCCUGACCGUUGUCGCCUUAGUCAGCUGGGUGGCGGCCUAGACGGUAUCGGGGAGGGAGGAAGAGGCCCCAUCCCGGUCCUAUCCUGUCACGUCCAAUUUCCUGGACCCCGUCGUGGGGGCGGGGACAACGGCUGGAGUAAACUCGGUUUCCCGCCCCUCGGCGAGGCGGUUAUCGCGGGAGAGUCCAUUCACUGUAGGGGGAGGGGAGAGCUCCCGAGAACGACUCAUUGUGUGGAGCCGGGGGGAGGAGAGUCCUGGGAAGAGAGGGACCCCGGAAGAGACCACUGUGCGUGGGUGGUGGUGGUGGAUGUGGGGAGAGGGAUCUUUGAACUAGUCCCAGCCAGCUAAGGACUUAGGGCUCUAAUACUAGAAAGAAACGAUCCGGGGCCUAGACGGCCAGAAAGCCAAAGGAACCUCGAGAAAGUCCAAACGGAGAGUGGCAGAAUUAGUGGGUAGCGGGGAGGAGGCUGGCUAAAGCUGGGUUAUACGGUGAGAAAGAAUGGCUCCGCGGGACGAACAGGGGGCGGGGCUUGUGCUCUAAUUCGUCUCAGGAUAGGCCGGUUUUACGGGAGGGGGCGGGGCUCCCUUCUUUCCCUCCGCCCCACCUCCACCUCCCUAGUCCCCUGCCAGGCCUGCACUUAAUUCGGGGGUGGGCUUUGGGAUCCCGGAGCUGUUCCGUUCAAGCGGACCGGGUCUAGGACCCAGACCGUCGUUUCUGUGAUUAAGCAGGGGGGCCUGAAGGGGCUGAGAUUGUACAAAAAUCACGGGCUGGGUGCAGCUAAGGUUUCUGCAGUCCUGUUGGGCGCUAAGCCUGGGCUAACCCGACAGGCGAGGUGGACUGUGUGGUGUGGGGUUCUCAACUCAUUUCUUUGACCAGCCUGCCCGUCGGUCCGUGUGUACCCUGGUAGAGCUGAUCCAAGACCAGUCUCAAGUGUCGAACUCCCUCAACUUUGGAUCCCGUAUCUUCUGGCCCCGAAGGCAUCCCAGUGCCUCCUUGGGGGUCGGGGGCCGUCGAGGACAAGUGGUCUUUCGUCCCAUAUCCUCCGAUCCCUGGGCGCCACAUUCAGCGCGUCCUAGCGUGUGAACCCCGCGGCCCUCCAGGUGGGGAGGCGGGGGCCGAUUGUUGCGGGCGGCGACGGGGCUGACAUUCGGCCUCCACAGGCUCCCUCCCUCUUUCCCUCCCUCCUCAAACUCUCCGGAAGCGGCAAGUGCUUUGGGAGGGGGGAGGGGGGUAAAGCAGCUGCGAGGAGUUGGAGAGCCCAGGCCGUCACCGCUGCUCUUUGCGGGCAGGAUUAGGCUGGCGGGGACGGAGACCUGGCUCCGAAUCCCCCUACUCACGGCUUGGAGAAGCCUGACCUUUACCGGUAGCAGCCGCUGGCAGGACAGACUGACAGUGUUCUGGGACUCGAAGGGAAGCAGCGAAGCCCCAGGACUUUGAGGCGUGCCCGAAGCUAGCAGGGGAUCUUCUGCGGGCUUCGGGUACGAGGAUCCCCAGGCUUUUACCCUCUUGCCCUCUUCCUGCCCAGCUUGGGGCUGCGGAGGUGGCUUGGGAGGCUGAGAGCAGGAGCAGAAACGUGGGCUGAGGGCCGGGCUAGGCCGAAUGCUGAAGGAGAGGGUGUUCUGGCUUCCCUUACUGGCCGCAUAGCCCUCAGUCAUGGAUGUGACCCCCCGCCUGGCAGUUUGGCUUUUGUGGGUACUCCUCCUGCACCAUGGCCAAGGAGAGAAGCCUCCAGGAGCCAGCCCUGAGGAAUCAGCAGUGGCAGAAUUCUGCAGGAUUGACAAGCCCUUGUGCCACGAUGAGGAUGAGCAGCUCAGCUUUGAGGCCAUCCGAAACAUCCACAAGCAGAUGGAUGAUGACGCCAACGGAAACGUGGAUGUGGAAGAGAGUGAUGAGGAUUCACUCAGUGCAGUUACCAUGUCACUUCCAAAGGAGGCCCCAGGAUCCUUCUUGUCAACAUUUUUGAGGGAAGAUCUCAACUACCAUGACCCAACAGUGAAACACAGCACAUUUCAUGGGGAGGAUAAGCUCAUCAGUGUGGAGGACCUAUGGAAGGCAUGGAAGGCCUCAGAAGUAUACAACUGGACCGUGGAUGAGGUGGUACAGUGGCUGAUCACAUAUGUGGAGUUACCACAGUAUGAGGAAACCUUCCGGAGACUGCAGCUCAGUGGCCAUGCAAUGCCAAGGUUAGCGAUUACCAAUGCAACUAUGACAGGUACUGUUCUUAAGAUGACUGACUGGAGUCACAGACAAAAGCUACAGCUGAAAGCCCUAGACACAGUGUUGUUUGGGCCCCCUCUCUUGACUCGCCAUAACCAUUUGAAAGACUUCAUGCUAGUUGUAUCCAUUGUCAUUGGAGUGGGUGGAUGUUGGUUUGCUUACAUUCAGAACCGAUAUUCGAAGGAACAUAUGAAGAAAAUGAUGAAAGACCUGGAAGGGCUACACAGAGCUGAGCAAAGCCUUCAUGACCUCCAAGAGAGGCUACAGAAGGCCCAGGAAGAACAUCGGACAGUAGAGGUAGAAAAGGUACACCUGGAGAAAAAAUUACAAGAUGAAAUCAGCAUUGCUAAACAGGAGGCACAUCGGCUUCGGGAACUACGUGAGGGCACCGAGAAUGAGCUCAGCCGCCAGAAAUAUGCAGAGCAAGAACUGGAGCAGGUCCGAAUGGCGUUGAAGAAUGCUGAGAAGGAGCUGGAGUCCCACAGUUCCUGGUAUGCCCCAGAGGCCUUGCAGAAGUGGCUGCAACUGACUCAUGAGGUGGAGGUGCAGUACUAUAACAUCAAGAAACAGAAUGCCGAGAAGCAACUACUGGUGGCCAAGGAAGGGGCAGAGAAGAUUAAAAAGAAGAGAAACACCCUGUUUGGAACCUUCCAUGUGGCCCACAGCUCUUCCCUGGAUGAUGUGGAUCACAAAAUCUUAACAGCCAAGCAAGCUCUGAGUGAAGUGACAGCAGCACUGAGGGAGCGCCUGCACCGAUGGCAACAGAUUGAGAUCCUCUGUGGUUUUCAAAUUGUCAACAACCCUGGAAUUCACACGCUAGUGACAGCCCUCAACAUCGAUCCCAGCUGGAUGGGCAGCACCCGCCCCAACCCCUCCCACUUUAUCAUGACUGAUGAUGUGGAUGACAUGGAUGAGGAAAUCGUUUCACCAGUGUCCAUUCAAUCUCCCAGCCUGCACAGCAGCGUCCGACAGCGUCUGGUGGAACCACAGCACAUCCUAGGAUCACAGAGGUUGGUAGAGAAUGAGGGCAGCCAUUACCUACCAGGCCGUGUGUCUCUGCGGCGAAUGCGCAGCCUCUCCUCUGGACAGUCUUUCAGUUCCGACGUUCACGGGACCAGCCCUCCAUCAGCCGUCACCUCUUCCUGCUCUUCCUCCUCUUCUACUGCCUCCACCUCUGCUCCUACUUUUCAUGUCCACCCUGUCUAUUAUCACCACAGCACUGCUUACUUCCUCCAGAUGGAUCCCUACCCUGACCCGCCCCCUCCCGAUGCCCAGUCUGGGAUGUCCUAUCGAUCCGACAGCUUGGGGGACUUGACCCAUUCCGAUUCGGAGUCCUCCCUCCACACGAGUGACCGCCCUCGAUUUAACCAACUGGCUGCCAAGCCCCAACAGCUGACCCGAGCCAUGGAUGAAGCCCUGUAUGCCCCAACCUCCAAUGGCAGCCACCGACUGGCAGAGGCAGCCCUGGGGGGAACUCUAGCAGAUAAACUGCCUGAGAGUCCCGCCCUGGUCAAGAAAGCACUGUACCUGCAGAAUCAUGGUCUAGAAAAGGCCUAUAGUGUUGGGGAGCUGGGCCCUAUAGGGCUAGGGGGAGUAGGGCCCCUACAUUCAGAUUCCUCACGUUCUCACAGUCCCAGCUCCCCUGAGCCAGACACGCCAUCACCUGUGGGGGAUAGCCGGGCUCACCAUGGCCGCAACACUCGAAUCCCCCAACUGGCAGGCAAGAAGCAUGCUGGUGAGGAGGACAGUGGCUCCACGGGUGAAGAGACAGACUCAGGCCAGGGCAAGAAGAAGUUCCCACUCAAAAUCUUCAAGAAGCCCAAGAAGUAGCUGGACCAGGGCUGGCUUUGGUGGGAAGAAACCUCUAACCUCCCUCUCCUUCAAGGGACCCACCCAUGGCCUGGACCGGGGAAGGUGGGGGUCUUGAGGACCUGGGGUACUAUUAAUACCUGGCUCAUUCUCUCUGUACCCCUCCCUUCCCCCUAUGAAAGAGGGGCCCUUCCACCUUAUUUAUUUACUGACCACCACCUGCCCUAUUUGGACCUCCAUAAGCUGUUCCUGCUCUAGCAUUUUCAUUCCCUGGCUCCAUCCCUGCUUCACAGUGCAUGACUUAUCCCUGCAUCCACCAUCUCAGUCCAGCCCACCCACCUUUGCAGGAGACCCUCAGUUCUGGUCUCCCUGUUUAUUGGGUUUUUAGAAGUCUGUCUUGGUCUUUCCCUUUGCUCCCUGUUCUUCCCAUUGCCACCAAACCCCUAGCAAUUAGGGUGAGGGAAAAAGAUGCCUGAUCCAAGGCCCAAGCUCCCACUGACCUCAGCAAUGCUGGAUAGAGCAGGCAGGGCAGGGCAGGGCAGGAAUGAGGCCAGAGCUCUGUGGUUGGGGGAAGCUUUGAUUUUGUUUGUUUCUUUUGGGAAGAGGGAGAGCCUAGGGCUAACCCUGGCCCUAGUCUUAGUCUGGCUUUGGGGGUGGGGAUAGGUAGGAUAGCAGUGAGGUAGAGCUAGCCCUAGAGAUCAGGUCUUCAGGGCUAGAUCAGGAGCUAUUUUAGGGGUGGGCAGCCAUGGUGCUCCCCCUCCUAGGGCCAAGACUCUAGGCCACACUGCCCAAUGGCCUAAUGACUGCCUCCUAUCCUGCCUGUUCUGUAGGAGGGAGGGGGGGAAGAGAGGAUACCCAUAUUCCUCAUCCUCUCCUCUCCACAACCUCAGAUAUUUAGCCUAGUCCAGGUACCAAGGUUGGAGUCUCAGUGAUCCCUAAGCACCCUUUUAGUAUUCUUGAUCCCUUUUGUGCCAGGGACCUAGGCUAGAUAGGGGCUGACAGGGACUCUCACAUAUGAGUAUGGCCUGUAACAGGACUAUGGGGGAAGGGGAUGGGUUUGGGAGGGACUCUGGGAAAAGAUGUUGUUGCUUUUGAACCAAAAAAUUUUUUUUGAAUUUCCUGAAUUUCCAAAGUGCCUGCAGCCAUCCCCUCCUCUCCACUUCUCCAGUGCAUGGUCCUUGGGCUUCCCUAGACUCUCUAGGCUCUGAGCCCAAUCCUACUGUGCAGGCUUAAGGUCUGUCUCCUGUUCUAACUCCAGCCAGACCUGGGGGAGGAGGCAGCUUAUAAGGAUAAAGAAAGGAAGGGAAUAGAAACACCCUGUGUGUGUCCCACUUCCUCCUUCAGGCAGCACCCCCUCCCCCAGCUCUCUGUAGGAGCUGUGAAUAAUAGCCCCCAAUUUUGCCUGUCUCUCUAGAGACCCCCAUCCCAGGGCCAUGGGGGCAGGGCAGCUGGGUGCUGCAGGCCACAGUAGGCUGACCCCCCCAACCCUCAUCCCUAUCCCAAUGGAUUUUUCUGUUAUUUCAUAAGACUGAAGUCUAAUAAAGCAUGUAGGAGAUUUUA